GCAAGCCAAAAUGGAGGGCAAUUCCAUACUCCAUGCUUUUAACAACAUUUAUUUUGCAAUUUUUGCUUUAUUUUGCUUCAAGCUUUUAAUUAAGAUUUCUUUGGCUCUGCUGACCCACUUCUAUAUUGUUAAAGGAAACAGAAAAGAGGCUGCCAGGAUAGCAGAAGAGAUCUAUGGAAUAGCCCCAGGUUCCUGGGCAGAUCGCUCUCCUCUUCAUGAAGCUGCAUUCCAAGGGCGCCUGCUAUCUUUGAAAACUUUGAUUGCACAGGGAUUCAAUGUGAACAUUGUAACAAUAGACCGGGUUUCUGCUCUCCACGAGGCCUGUCUAGGUGGCCAUGUUGCUUGUGCGAAAGUCUUACUGGAGAACGGCGCUCAAGUCAAUGCAGUCACUGUUGAUGGCAUCACUCCUCUAUUUAAUGCCUGCUGUAGUGGCAGUGCAGCUUGUGUGAACAUGCUACUUGAAUUUGGUGCCAAGCCCCAGCUAGAGAGUCACCUUGCUUCACCUAUUCAUGAAGCAGUAAAGAGAGGUCAUAGGGAGUGUAUGGAAAUUCUCGUGGCCAAUGAUGUUGACAUUGACCAAGAAGAUACUCAGCAUGGAACACCCCUUUAUGAGGCCUGCACAUAUCAGAGGACAGACUGUGUCAAGAAGCUUCUAGAAUUAGGAGCCAGUGUUGACUUGGGUAAACGAUUGGACACCCCACUCCAUGCUGCAGUUAGGAAAUCCAGUGCAGAAGUAGCCAACUUGUUAAUAGACUAUGGUGCUAGCAUGACAUGCAGAAAUGCGGAAUUCAAAUGUGCCCUGGAUCUGGCAGCCCCCAACAGCAAAAUGGGAAAGGUGCUCUUGCUUCGGGAAGGUCCUGCCAGCCUUGCCCAACUAUGUCGGUUGUGUAUCAGGAAGUGUCUGGGUCGCUCAUGCCUUUAUGUAGUCCACAAGCUGAAUCUUCCUGAGCCACUUGAAAAAUUUCUUUUAUAUCGAUAGCUCCACGAGUGUCUAUGAGAUGAUCGCCAGGGGAGGAACAGAAUGCCUGUUUACCACAAAUAUAUCAAAUCAGGGUGAAAAAUGAAGACAUCAUUUACUGCUUAUAAUAGGUACCAAACUACUUUACUGCUGACAUAACAGGACUCCCUGACACAGUACUUCUAUAUGUUGAAGCCACUGGAAACUGUUUUGUAGCCCAGUGCAUCUUACCAUGGAAAGGAUACCCUCACACUUCAGAGUUAGUCCACUGAUCUUAGAUAAGAGAUUCACAUACACAAACUACUGAUUUAUAUGGGUGUGCUUGUGUAGGGGGGAGAAUUAAUACACCCAAACAGCUGAUUGUGGGCAGAUAUCAUAGAAUACUAGAACUGGAAGGG
Messenger RNA from Pelodiscus sinensis (Chinese soft-shelled turtle), 1356 nucleotides. RefSeq names its product ankyrin repeat and SOCS box containing 11 (gene ASB11). Gene Ontology annotation, molecular function: protein binding. The record is from RefSeq and is a predicted model, not a curated record. Gene Ontology annotation, biological process: intracellular signal transduction; positive regulation of protein catabolic process; protein ubiquitination. Lineage: Eukaryota; Metazoa; Chordata; Testudines; Trionychidae.